CUGAUAUUCACACCGGAUAUUGGGAGCUAAUCCACUUCCUAUUUUAAAUUUGAAGAAUAUUUAAAGAUUAGUAUAUUUAUAAGCGUUUCUUUGAGGACAGAUGGUGAGGUCAGUCGAGAUGAACGAGGUUCAUGUUUACGAGGCGAAGUUUCGCUACAACCCUGCGGAACAUAAUGACGAUUCUGACCAGUAUAUUUUCAUGGAAAAAGAUGAUAUUCUGGAAGUUCCAAGUCAAAACCUGCACGGCAAGAGUCCUGACAACUUGGCUGAUUGGCUGGAAGGAUUUAACGUUACGCGAGAUGCGAAAGGUCUGUUUCCCGGUCCAUAUGUUCGUUAUCUUGGUACGAAAGACGCCAGCGGUGACGUCCAAGAGUACAGAGAGGUUCUACCACCAAUUCCACCAAAACCCAAAUCGACAUCAACAGCCCCGUCUGCUCAUGAAGCACCUGAUUUAAAGGAAGAUACAAGUGACUAUGCUGUGUUUACCCCGGGAGUGUAUAGCAGCCCAACCAACAGGAACGACCAACCGACACAUCGCCCAACUUUCCAACCUCCUACUGAUACGGACCAAGAUGAAGCACCAGGUGUUCCUCACAGACUGAUUGAGUGCUACUUCCUGCGACCUGUUGCCUGCUUCGUAUGUAACGAUUACAUCUGGGGAACGGGGAAAUUUGGAAAGAAAUGUGAAGCAUGCAGCGCUUGUUGUCACAAUGCGUGUGCUGAAGUUGCGAAGAGCACCUGUCAUCGACGUCGUGUUAACUCAACCCCGACCAUGGAAUCCAGUGUGUCGCUCGAAGACUGGACCACGGAAAAUGUUAUAGACUGGAUGGCUGCACUAAACUUGUACAGAUUUGCAGAGCUGUUUCGAGACAAACAUGUGACGGGCCGCGACCUCAUUAAUAUGGACCCCAACAAACUCACGGCAAUGGGUAUAAGAGAUGAGUUUCACAAGUUGUCGAUCAUGGUGUGUAUUGAUGAAUUGUGUGGACGAAAUCCAAAUGAGGCGACGUACGGAAGCGCGUUGCCCCCACCCUCGCAGUUUAUGUCAGACAUGGAGGCAGCAAGUAGCUGCGGUGGUGCGGCUGCCGAGAACCACCGGUUUUCCGAGUACAAUUUCUCGUCCAUGCAGCGAUGUCACCUGUGCGACAAAUUUUUGUACGGUCUAAUGCGUCAAGGAGUCCAAUGUCGAGAGUGCGGGAUUUGUAGUCAUCGUUAUUGUUCGACGAACAAACAGUCAGAAUGCAGUACGCCAAAGUUAGAACGACAUAGACGACCAAGCUUUACUCAAAACUCUGUGUUCGGAGCGGACCUUGCUGAAGAGUUAUCUCGAACCCACAGUGAGGCUCCAAUCGUGUUGAUGAAAUGUGCGGAGGUGGUUGAGCGGGCGUGUAGUGCUCACGAGUCAGAGGCGUUGAGUGUCUACAGGAUAUCUGCGAAAACAGAAGACAUCAAUGAUGUCAAAACCGCUUUUAACAAAGCGGGAGAAUCAGGUCAGGUGAACUUGGAGAACUUUAAUGUUCAUUGCGUAGCCGGUGCGUUGAAGAAAUAUCUCCGUGAACUGCCGAACCCGGUUAUUCCUGUCGAAAUGUACAGCUCGUUCAUAGAUGCAGCAAGAAAGUGUGGGCGUGACACUACAGAAUUAAGUAAGGCCCUGCUAGAUCUUGUGGAACAGAUGCCGCCGGCGCACAAGUCCACACUUCGUUACCUCAUGGGUCAUUUUAUCCGGCUCUGGCGUAUACAGCACGACUCUGGAAUGGAGGAUGGGCUUGACAAACUCUCGCACGUCUUCUGUCACAUUCUUCUGCGACCUCCGUGGGAAAAAAUCAUCGAGAUAGUGGAAAACACAAAGAUCCACAUUGACAUAUUUGAGCAGUUGUUACUGAAUGGGAACUGGGGCGAGACCCCGCCACCAUCCCCACCACCCAUCCCUCCUCGCCCCCCAGUAGUCGCGCCACCGACUACACCCAUAGAGCAGGCCGAGUGGUACUGGGGCACUAUUUCACGAGAGGAAGUGAAUGAGUUGCUAAGAGACAAACCGGAUGGAACAUUUCUAGUCAGAGAUGCUUCUACACCUGGCGAUUAUACAUUGACAUUACGCAAGGGUGGUGCGAAUAAGUUGAUAAAAAUUUACCACAAAGAUGGUAAAUACGGAUUUGUUGAACCUUUAGUGUUAGAUUCUGUUGUGGAAUUAAUACAAUAUUACAAACAAAACUCACUUGCAAUAUACAAUCGGACACUAGAUAUUAAGCUGUUGUAUCCAGUGUGCCAUACGCGUUCAUCCGGGACGACGCCGUCGGACGAUAUCGAUAAAGAAAUGGCGAGGUUGCGGCAAAUUAACAAAGAGUUUCAGAAGAAGGAAUUGGAGUACGACACUCUGUAUGAGCAGCACUCGCGUACGCAGUUAGAUUUGCAGCUAAAACAUCAGGCACUUGACGCGUUUAAGGAGACGAUCGCGGUGUUUGAUGAGCAGAUGGAACUACAUCGUCGUUUCCACAGUGAGGCUGGCCAAAAUGAGCUCCAGAGGCUGCACGAGAACUUUGAGCUAUUAAAGGGUCGCCUUAUGAAUAUCACGGAGAGUAAGAGCCAACUUGAGGUAGACAUUAAACGAAAGACGCAGCACAAUCGUGUACUUAUCAGCGAGAUGAACAGUCUUAAACCAGAAAUCAAACGUCUCACACGGCAACGCGACCAGCUUAAAAAAUGGUUGUUGGAGAAGAGUGUACCAGUCGCAGAAAUCGACACGAUUCUCGAGAAGGAGGAUGAGGAGAGUAGCGCGCCGCAGGAGCCUGAAAUGUUGCCGCACCACGACCAGUCUACCUGGCUUCUCGAUUAUAACCGCCACGAGGCGGAGUGUCAGUUGACUGGGACUCCGGAUGGAACUUUCCUUAUCAGACCCAAACGGGAGGAGGGGGACGUCUAUGUGUUAUCUAUAUCGUGUCAAAACAGUAUAGGACAUUGUAAAAUACUUCACAAGAAGACUGGGUAUGGUUUCGCAGAACCAUUUUUCAAGCAUGCAACCUUAAUGGACCUUGUGAUCCACUACCAGCAGGAGUCGCUGGUGGAACAUAACCCGCAGCUCGAUAUUCGCCUUCUUUAUCCGGUGAACGCACAAGACUCGAGUAUAUACCAAUCUUUGUACUUAUCAAUGAACCAAAACCCAUGACAUUCUGGCAGCGACUGACGGAUGGACUCGUAUUUAAACAAAAUAUUGCAUAUUGCUACAUUCUUCCGUAUGACGGAUUGACUUGUGAAAAAGUGUGCCAAAAAAACUCCCAUUUGUUAUAACAAUAGGGAGUUUUUGCGUUGUUUACGCGAACUAGGGCUCGUUGGACCAUAGACAAGGGGCAUUGUUCUACGCCAAAGCGUUGCAAUGUCUAGCAACCAAGGAUCUUGUCUCUGUACGAAGGGCAUAAGGGAGUUACGCCAUGUUGAUCAUGGGAGUUCUGUCCCUUGGAUAGUUUUAGGGCGGUUUUGUAGAAUAUUCAAGGAAUUGACUGUUAUGACUUGUGGUAGGAAUAUGUAUCAUCCCUGUUGCCAUAAACAUAUGAAGGGACAGUUUUGUGCUGUUGUGGAUUAGAAUGUUAUCAUAAAUUAACAGAUAUUUAUUUUUGUCUUUCGUUAAGUGCAACUUUGUCAUUUAUCUGUCCUUAAAAUGACGUUUGCAUGUGCUAUCAUUGUUAGUUAUUGGCUAGGAUUCUUUGAUAAAAACAUGUGAUUCCUUCUCGAAGAAAUGUGAACAAAUUUUACAGUGCUAUUCAGUAUUACGCAGUGAAUUUUACUUCAUACAAACUUACAGCAAAUAUUGUUACAGUUUCCUAGCUACAGUGGAAAUAAAAACCUAUUUUUUCUGUUAAAAAAUUAAAUAUAUACAUGUAGAUCCAUCAUUUUGUGUCUAGAACUUGAGGUACAUGUAUUUGCUUGAACUCCAUCAAAUUUAACCAACAUGUUCUGUUCAACCCUGGUGCAUUUCAGCUUCUAAUAUGUAUAGUCUCUUCUGUUACUCUCAAUUCUAUAUUUGUGCAUGUUUGUCUUUCUCAAAAUGAUUGUUCAGUAUCCAGCCUUGAAGCAUAAUGAGACGUGGGGCGCAGUCAGUUGUACGUUGGACUGUGCUCUCGUUGUUUGUUGAGUAGCGUUGUUAAGCAAGAAUUGCUUCGUUGUUAAUUGUUAUGAUUUUUAGUCUUGGGCCUUAAUUUAAGUCAUAUAAACAUUUUUAGAAUUGAUGAAUGAGGAUUGUUUUAAAUGAUCUCUUUGAGUGAGAGAAAUGUUGAUUAUGAACUAGAUACUUAUUACAAUAAGAGAAACAACUUUAUGGAACUUAUCUUAUCAAACAAGUUUAUUGGAAAAUCUAAUACGAUCAUUAUUUUAUUUAAAUUUCAUAAUAGUAAUUAUGUUAAAAAAAUUCAUCGAUUAUUAAAAAUAUUCAAUUACAUUUCUCUGAAGUUACAAGUAAAAAUGAUUAAAUAAAGAGUAAUUGUCUUAGAAUUUGGCCCCUAAAUAGGUUGUUAAUCAUAUAACUAUUGGUGCAUUGUGAUCUGUGCGAUGUUUUUUUCAAAACAACACCGUAUGACUAGUGUCUGUAUAAUUAUUUUCUACCGAUAUGUUGACACAAAAACAGUGUUUUGAACACAUUUGUAUGUGAGUAAUAAAUGGCUUCUGUUUUCAAUAAUGUCAUCAUGAAUAACAAUAGAUUCUGUAGCAGUUAGAAACACAAGUUACGGCAGUUCGUAUUGGUUUUAUUGUCAAAGUCACUGCAUUGGUCAUCUGUUUCAGAAUGUCAAACAGAGGGUAAUCAUUAUACUCUGGGACUUAUGAAAUAAUGUUAGUGUGGAGGAUAUCACAGGAGGGUCAUUCAAUACAGAAUUUAUCCAACAUUUCUAAAAUUGUAAAAACUAGCCAUGGGCAAGAAUUAAUUCUAGUAAACAAGUUUACUAAAUUUCAUAUUUACUGACGACAAAGGUGAUAGUCUUUUCAUAUAAUAAAUACUUACAAGAUUAUUUUCAUCUCUCAUUACAUAAAAUGUCGCUAUAUAACAUUACAUUUUCAUUUGACUCCAUGUAAAAGGAUGUUUCACUAGUUAUUGAAUAUAAAAAAUAUAUAAUGACUUUAUUUCAUGCUGGCGAUGACACUUAAAAUGUAAAUUGUGUUAUAAAAGUGUAGAAAAUCAUGUGCUAUAUGGGUCAGAGAAGAAAUGUUAUCUGAAUGUUGUGUAUGUGAUGUCUUGCUUAGUAAAAAAAACAAAAACCUCUGCUAACAUUUGAAGGUUAACUCUAUUCUCAAAUUAACUUGCACCAUUUUUUACCAAAAAGUAAGCAUUAUUAAUUUCAUUCAAAAAAAUGAGUAGUUAGUAAUUUCAUUUAAAACAAA
Molecule: messenger RNA, 5364 nt
Organism: Mya arenaria
Lineage: Eukaryota; Metazoa; Mollusca; Bivalvia; Myida; Myidae
Product: phosphatidylinositol 3-kinase regulatory subunit alpha-like
Exons: 19
Coding region: 101-3163 (1020 amino acids)
Biological process (GO): signal transduction
Molecular function (GO): protein binding
Source: RefSeq, a predicted model, not a curated record